Molecule: messenger RNA, 861 nt
Organism: Williopsis jadinii
Lineage: Eukaryota; Fungi; Ascomycota; Saccharomycetes; Phaffomycetales; Wickerhamomycetaceae
Gene: YPQ2
Product: Ypq2p
Exons: 1
Coding region: 1-861 (286 amino acids)
Source: RefSeq, a predicted model, not a curated record
AUGUCGUGCGAACCGGGCUCCUUGGUGGCCCUGAUAUCGGGUGUCUCCGGAGGUGUUUCGUUUGCGUCGUGGCUAGUGGCUCUCCUUCCUCAGUUGCUCGAGACAUAUAAGACCAAGUCCGUGGAGGGCUUAUCGCCAGUGUUUGUGCUGAUCUGGUUCCUCGGUGACGUGUUCUCGUUUGCCGGAUGUGUGCUCACGGAGCAGAUGUUUUUCCAGUACCUGCUGGCGAGCUACUUCCUGAUGAACGACAUGAUCAUGCUGGGCCAGUACUACUACUAUGGUUACCACUGCAAGAAACACCAUCACAAGUUCCAUCACCUGCACACUGGCCACAGCCAUAGCUGUGAGGACCCUGAGUACGGGGCCACGUCGUCACACACAGCGUCCACUGCUGGUGCCAUUGCAAGAGCGUCGAUUCCAGCUGUUGUUGUUGCUUCGCAGGUUGGUUCCUCAGAGGCCCGUCAACUGUUGACCACGGGAGGCUAUAUCGCCUUGCAGCAGACCAAUUAUAAGUUCGUCUUGGGCACGGUGUUUGCAUGGAUCAGUGCUGCUCUGUACUUCUUCUCCAGAGUACCACAAUUGUGGAGAAACUACAAGAGGAAAUCCACUGACGACGUUUCCCCCUUCCUCUUUGGGUGCUGUCUCAUCGGGAAUGCUACUUAUGCUAUAAGCAUUUUGGUUAGUUGUGAUUUCAUUUAUGGGGGUGACGACAGAUGGCCUUUCUUCCUGAACGAAUUGCCUUACAUGAUUGGAAGUGCAGGCACUAUAGUGUUUGACAUUGUCUAUUUCUACCAGCUAUGGUUAUACUCAUACAAGGAGCCAAAGGAUUUCGAAGAACAACCAUUGUUGACCAAUAGUUAG